Sabethes cyaneus is the source of this 2337-nucleotide messenger RNA. RefSeq names its product ras-related protein Ral-a (gene Rala). Gene Ontology annotation, cellular component: plasma membrane. Gene Ontology annotation, molecular function: GTP binding; GDP binding; GTPase activity. The coding region runs from base 1085 to 1690 and encodes 201 amino acids. NCBI's taxonomy places the organism in Eukaryota, Metazoa, Arthropoda, Insecta, Diptera, Culicidae. Gene Ontology annotation, biological process: Ras protein signal transduction. The transcript has 5 exons. The record is from RefSeq and is a predicted model, not a curated record.
AGUUGGGUAGUUUUCGCGUUCGCGUCGUGUAAUUUUGUUUUCUGAUUUCAGUCAUUAAGAAUAUUAAAUCGAAAAAUUAUCACUAGAUUAUAGCCGUCCUGUGCUCCGUGGAAUACAAAGGUUACUGUUAAAUGGUUUUGUGGUGCUUUCCCAGCUCAUUGCUAUCAAUAAUUCGGUGAAGUGUAUGGUGCUGAAAGUUAUCAAAAUCCCAAGAGGAAAAGUGCGAUCCCUUAACGACCAAUCAACGAAUCGGAAGAAAGUUUGUUCCGCAGAAAGUUGUGAAAGUCUGCAUCUAGCAGUUGCAAGUCAAUAAACCAAUAAUAUUGAUUUGUGUUUGACGAUAAAUUCCGGGAUAUCAGCAGCUUACGGACAGUUGCCGUUGUUGCUCCAAUCAGAAUCAGAUUCACCGUUGACCUGUUCCGGAAUAACAUUUGACGCCAAACGUUAGCGUUUCCCACAAUCACAGGUACAACAACGUACGGAUUUGCACUUGCACCUUAAAAUGGGUCGUCGAUGAUGAUACCGCGGCACCCGUAUUUGGACAAGCUGCACCAGCUGUGGUAGCUCGUCACAAGAAGCGAAAAAAUAAACGAAAGAAAUUAAAAAAUAAACAAACCAAUCGGCGGAAAAUUAAAACAUAAUUUAUGGAAAGGACGGACGGAAUCCGGCGGUAGAUGUGUCUCGUUGCUAGUAUUUGUGUGAUUAUCAAGCUACCGUAGAAGUGCUGUUAGAGAUAAGAGAUAUAUUUGCAGCCUCAGUGUUCAUGGUAGAUGUCUUAUGAUUCGAUGCAGUUGUGAAUAGUGAAGAAGCGGUUAGCCUGUACAUACGAAUUGUUCAGCAGUAGCAGCAAGAUAGAUCACAAUAAUACCUCAAUCAUUCUCAGCAACCCGCUCUCGCAUUAGAACUGGGAAGACAUCACCCAUACCAAUCGGUAAGCCCAUAUCAGAGUGAAUCGCAUGCAGUGACGCCAUACCAGUGUGAUAUCAGUGAUUAAUUGACCAGUUUCCGGCUGCGAAGUAUUAAUAACCAUCGUGACAGCCCGAAGAAGAAGAAGAAGAAGAAAAAGAAGUAAAUACUCGACAAAAUGUCUAAGAAACCAACGGCGGGACCGGCACUGCACAAGGUCAUUAUGGUCGGUAGCGGUGGCGUCGGCAAAUCGGCGCUCACACUGCAAUUCAUGUACGAUGAAUUUGUGGAGGACUAUGAACCGACCAAGGCAGAUAGCUACAGGAAAAAGGUUGUUCUAGACGGCGAGGAGGUACAAAUUGAUAUUCUAGACACGGCGGGUCAGGAGGAUUAUGCGGCCAUUCGCGACAACUACUUCCGCAGCGGUGAAGGGUUCCUGUGCGUAUUUUCGAUUACUGAGGACGAUAGUUUUCAGGCAACGCAGGAAUUCCGGGAGCAAAUAUUGCGUGUGAAAAACGAUGAAAAUAUUCCGUUCCUCCUGGUCGGCAACAAGUGCGACCUGAACGACAAACGGAAAGUGCCACUGGCCGAGUGUCAGGCCAGAGCUCAGCAGUGGGGUGUGCCAUACGUCGAAACGUCGGCGAAGACACGGGAAAACGUUGAUAAGGUGUUCUUCGAUUUGAUGCGCGAAAUACGCUCACGAAAAACGGAAGAUUCCAAGACAACAAAUGGACGCGCCAAAGAUAAAUCUAAACGAAGGAAAAUCAAGUGUACACUGAUAUAGAGAAGCCCCCAAUGAAAAAUACCAGCAGAACAAACACUUACACUUAUAUACAUACACGUACACACAUACAACAUUCGGUGAAAAUUCUCGAUUUUAUUAUACUUUUUAUUAAGUUUAAACUAUGUAUCAUUAUACUGAAACAAAACAGAUUACUGAAUAAGACAGUGCGAAUAGAAGGUAUCCGUAAAAUAAGGCAGUCGCGACUGCAAAUUAUUGCUAAUUAUUUGUUAAAAAAUAAUGCUAAGGUCAGGAGGAUACAUCAUUCAAACCAAUGCGCAAGAAAAAGAGAAUAAAACCGUCUAAUAUAGGUCGAAUAUUGGUGUACAUAUUUUGCUGUCGCGCUUGUGUUUUCAUACAUUUGUCCUGUUUUUGUUGGCAUUGUAUCUGUUGUACCGUUGCUUUAUUAUUUUAAUGCCUUAUUUUUUCUUUUGUAUUUUUUUUGUAUUUGUUCGCGAAACUAGCGCUACAGUAACUCGCUCUAUUCCAGCAAAGUUGGUCUAGUGUUUUGCACAGCAAGUUGAACUUUUUUCGUUCAUUUCUAUCCCAUCUCUUAAUUUACAACACAUUUAAUUUAGGAGUUAAAAUCUCUUCUAAUUUUUGGCAUGUUUGGCGCUGGGCGGCGAUGAUGCAAUUUUGUAAUCAAAUUG